AUGUGGCUCCUAGAGAAGAUCAGAGGCUCAGUAGAGAACGGAAGUUCUCGGGGAAAUGACUCUGGAGACAAGCAAUCCAAGGGCCCCUUGUACAGCAACGUCCUGACCCCUGAUAAGAUCCCUGACUUCUUCAUUCCCCCUAAACUGCCAACGGUGCCUCCAGAGGCAGAGGGGGCGGAAGGGAAAGUGAAGCCCAACCUGGGCACCUCAGCCUCUGAACAGAACCUCUCAGCCCGCAAGCCCCAGCGUAGUCCCCGGUUGCCUGUGAAGGCUGUUUCUGAGAGCAAGAACCUCCUGAAGGCUGCCAGUCGGCACAUAAUCCAGAUCGAGAGUGCAGACGAGUGGAUGUCCGAGGAGGACUUCAGCACCAAUGCAGACCCCCAGUCCCAGACAGCCAUGUCGCUGCCAUACGUGCCCAAAGCCCAGACUUCGUAUGGCUUUGCGACACUCAUGGAGAGUCCUCACACACGGCGCAAAGAGUCUCUUUUCCACAGUGAGCACACCAGCCUGUGCCCCUCCCAGUCCUCCUCGCCCAGCUCCCAGAGAAAGGCUGGUGGGAGCAAGACAAAUGGAGAGAGCGCCCACCUCAACCCUUCAGAUAUCAACAUGUCUCUCAUGAACCCUUACCGCUACUUCAGUGGUGGGGAGAGUGAUACGUGCUCAUCUGCCGAAUCAUCCCCCUUCGGCUCGCCGUUGCUUUCACGAUCAGUGUCUCUUCUCAAGAUCUUCAGCCAGGAGAGUCAGUCAAAAGUAAUCAAGCUGAAACAUUCUGUAGCUCGGAACAGUUCCCUUUCCACGGAUGACAGUUCCGCUGAUACCAGCCCAAGCUCACAGCGGCGCAUGCGCUGUGCCACCCCUCCAGCAGGGGGUGCAGCUGGGGGUGUGCAGCAGCAGUCUCUUGCAGCUGCUGACCCUCAAGACCGACUUCACAAAGAACACACCAUCAACUUGAACAAAGGAGGCAGCAUGCGCCUGGUGGCCGAGUAUGACCCUUCCAAUGCUCGCUUGCGGGUACGCAUUAUCACUGCUGAAGACCUCUAUGACAAACACUGCGAUGCGCGGAGCAUUAACUGCUGUGUGGCCCUCUACUUGAACCCAGGGAAGCUGCAGAAGCAGCGGAGCACCAUCAUCAAGAAUAGCCGCAACCCCAUUUUCAAUGAGGAUUUUUUCUUUGAUGGCUUGGGGGCCGGCAAUGUCAAGAAAAUGUCCCUCAAAGUCAAGGUGGUAAACAAGGGCAGCAGCCUCAAGAGAGACACACUUAUGGGUGAGAAGGAGCUCCGCUUAACGUCCUUGCUUCCUUUUUUAUAAAUCUCUCCUGGAUGUCCUGCGGUCACACCUGUCCCUUGAUGGUCUCUUCCCCUGCCCAAAAAGGAGAAGGGGUUGGAGGCCACCCUAAAGGUUUGAUGAUGGCCAAUCUGUGUUCCCCCCAAAGGUCAUUGCAUGCAUGGGGUGGGGAGGGCGGAACAUCUCAGCAUCUUAGGGUGGAACCUCAGAGGCUGGCCGGGGGCCCUUUCCUCGCAAGGACAGCCCCUCUGCUUGGCGGGGCCUUGGCUUGGGUAUGUCCGGAAGGCCUGCUGGUUUCUGCAGGGAGAAUGCAGAGGCAAGGAGAGCGGUUCCUUAUCGUGCCAGAUUGGGAGGGCCAGAGAGGGGAGAGGGGGCCCUUCAAUCCAAUUUUCCUGGGAGUGGGAGGUGGGUGCAUGCCUAUACCACGUGUACAUCCCCUCCUGGUUUCCCUUGAAACGCAUGCAGGAAGGCAGAUUUGCCUUCCGCUUUUGAGAUGCAUGCUUGUUGUGCCUCAAUGCGCCUCGCCUGGCAGCACACAAACAAUCUGAUGGAAAAUAGUUUAAACAGCCAGACUGCCUUAUGGAAAGAGGGG
This is a messenger RNA of Eublepharis macularius, 1876 nucleotides long. RefSeq names its product C2 calcium dependent domain containing 4C (gene C2CD4C). NCBI's taxonomy places the organism in Eukaryota, Metazoa, Chordata, Lepidosauria, Squamata, Eublepharidae. Bases 1 to 1308 code for a protein of 435 amino acids. The record is from RefSeq and is a predicted model, not a curated record. The transcript has a single exon.